Pomacea canaliculata is the source of this 7839-nucleotide messenger RNA. RefSeq names its product protein ecdysoneless homolog. The record is from RefSeq and is a predicted model, not a curated record. Gene Ontology annotation, cellular component: nucleus. NCBI's taxonomy places the organism in Eukaryota, Metazoa, Mollusca, Gastropoda, Architaenioglossa, Ampullariidae.
AAAAGUAAAAUGGGACCGCCGCAUAAACCAUUUGGAGCAGACAGCCUGAGGCAUGGCGGAGAUCAGUCGCGGGUUUCCAGAGGACGUGCUGGAAUAUUUGCUGUUUCCUCGAAUCCCAAAGCAUCUUAAUGGAAUCGAAUUAACUCGUUAUUUAGAGAAGUGCUGUGAUUCUUAUAUUGGCCAUCUUGGGCCAGUCUUGAUUGGCUAUAUCUGGCAAAAUGAGAGUUUUUCUCUUCGCCCCGUUCACAACAAAGGUGGAAUUCCUCCACACCUGUAUGGCCGGACAAACUUCGGUGACAACAUCGAUGAUGAAUGGUUUAUAGUAUAUCUUUUGUUCGAACUGAGCAAAUACUUUCCAGACCUUGUUAUCAAGGUAAAUGACAAUGAUGGGGAAUUCUUGCUGAUAGAAGCAGCAGAUGUCUUGCCUAAAUGGCUGACUCCAGAAACUGCAGAAAGUCGGGUGUACAUCUUUGGUGGCAACCUGCAUGUUAUCCCUAUUCCCCAGACACCCACUGAAGUGACACAGUUUCCUUUGUUCACACCCUCUGUGGAGGAGGCACUGGACAUCAUAUAUAACAGCAGUCUCAACACUGUAGCUCCUCAAGUGGUGCAGACAACCUUGCGAAGACGCAUUGAUCAUUUUCCAGCAAAGAUCAAAGAAAACACCCACUACACAAAUGUGUAUGUACCCGUGAGUGUGGCAGCCUUGCUGAAAGAAUACCCAUGUCUUGUAUCUGAUGCUGUCAGGGCAUUUUACUACAGAGAUCCCUUUGAAUUGAAGGUUUGCCGAACCAUGAAUCAUUUCAAGCCAGAAAAUAUGAUUGUAACAAGAGUACAGUUCACCCGCUGUCUGUAUGCACAACUCAUUCAACAGAAAUUUCAGCCAGACAAACGCAGUGGCUGGGUGUUACCAAGCACCUCGAAUCCCAAGUUCACAGAACAGGACCUGGGCAUGAAGCUGGCCCAUGGCCUUGAAAUUUUGUGUGCCAAACAUGGAGGUAGUGGACCAACAUCAAAUGGUGUAGAAGUUCCCUCUGACAGAUUUGCACAGUUCCUUAAAUCUCUCAAGGACAAGGGAUAUUUUAGGGGAGAAAUUGAAGGCUCCAAACUCUAUAAGCAGCUUUUUGAUGAGGCGAAAAAAUUUUAUCAGUCACAAAUUGUUGUAUCUGAAAAGAGUGAAUCCAGACCAGCUAGAGAAAUAUUAAAAUUUCUGCAAGGCCUUAAUCAUGACGUUGGGGUUUGGAAGGCUCAUGAAAAAUCUCUGCCUCAACCAGAUGAUGACAGCUGGUUGGAGCUGUCACCUGAAGGUCUGGAUGAAAUACUUCAUUCAGCAGGCAAUCACAAAGCAACUACAAAUGCUGAUGUGUUAGAUUUAAACAAAGUGGCAGAGAGCAUGACUGCUUUUGUAGAAAUCUCCAAUAUUGAGGGUGCAGAGUUUCCAAGGUAAACUUUUCAAAACCAAGAUGGGGAUGAUGGAGACAUUGAAUUUGAUGGUACAGGAUUUAUUCAUGCCAUGCAAAAAAUGUUUGAAUUCAAAGAUGAUGAAGAUGAGUCCAGCUCUGACAUGAGCGAGUAUGAUUGGGAAGAGGAGAGUGAUGAGGAUCUGGGUUCUCCAACCAAGAUGCCAGGCACACGUCCAGCCUCAAAAGGCUGCAGGCCAGGUGUAUCCCAGUCAUCAAAACAAAGAAAGGACCCUGAAAUAGCUGCCAUCAUGCAAGCCAUGGAUAGGGAGCUGGCAAGAACUGAUCUUGGGAAAAGCUUUGAGACAGAACCACCCAGACCUUCACCAAGAAAAUUCCAACCAAAACCAAAGAAAGAGGGUAAAGCCAGCAGCAGACCAACAGAAGCCCCACCCAUUCCACCACCAUCAGCUCACCCACAACCACCUCCUCGAACCAAAAGGUCAGCAGGAAGUGCCAGCAAACAAAGUGGAUCAUCAGACAAACUACUCCACACUUCUGGAAGACCUACUCAAGCCCCACCAGCACCUCCUAGGCCUUCCCAGAUUGCAGUCCGAGGAGGCAGUGCUCAGAAGGACAUUGAUGAUGAGGAUGAUGAGUUCAGACCUGUCAACAUUGACCUGAAUGUUGUCAAAAACACAUUAGAGUCAUACAAAGCUCAGCAAGGUCUGUCUGGUCCAGCUUCUAACAUUUUACACAGCAUGGGCAUCCGAUUACCUCCAGAUGAAGGAAAAAAGUAACUCUAAAAUUAGAGAAGAAAUAAACUGGACAGUGGUAAUUUUAUGAAAAAUAAGUGCACGUUCCCUCUUCAUCUUCAACAGCUAUUUCAUUCCAUAAAUAGCACUAAUGACUACAGCUGUAUGAUUUGACAGAAUUUGAUUUCUAUAGGUGACUAGUAGUUUUUGGAAACAAUCUUUGCACCAUAGUGGAUUAUGAUUUUUAGUGAGUUCCAGAUUCCAUUGACUAAGCAAAUAAAAGCAAAACAAAGCAAAAAAUGAAACAAGUGAUAAAAAGUUUCUUUAAGCUCACACUGUUAUCAGUAUUUUCUUCUUUGCAUUAGUCUGUCUGUUGAGCAACAUCAGUUUAGAUAAUGGGCAUGGAUUUGCAUGUGUCUUCUUAGUGUUUUUACAUUGUAACAAAGUAACCAUUCUUGCACAAAUGUUGCUACAACUUGACAAAUUCACAUCCUCAGUUUUUCUGAUGACUUUGCACAAAAUCCUUUAGAUGUGGAACAAAUGCAGAUUCCUUGAAAAACUUUCACAUUUAAUAUUAGUAACUGCUUCUUGCAUCUGCAAGUAAAUAAGUAAAUCCCUUGACCUCACCUGCCCAAGCAGACCAUUACAAAUUAGUAAUUACUUUAGAGCUCAAUAAUCUUAAUAAAUAAAGUUUCUUUCCAAACGUUUUAUAAGAUUCAUCAUCUUUUUUUUUAAAUAUCUGGCAGUUCCAUGACCUACAUACAAGUAUUUUUUUCCACUUUAGCAGUGGUCUAAAACUUUAAAGAUCAACCUGAGUGGUUUGCGUUGUUUUCAGAUAUCAGAGGUUACAAACAGUAAAAACCUAACCUGUAAAUUUCAGCCUCCAAAACCCAUCUGUUAUUAAUUAUCCACUACAAUUUGCACCUGUGAUCAAUGGGUGCUGUAAAAGUGUACUACGUCAUGCUAGUGCACCAUUCACAAGGUUGCCAGUGGCCAACACCAAUCAGAGAGAGAAUGAGCAACCGUUCGAAUUAUUCAGACUCUGACAGUCUGCAUUUUGCAUUUUUCAUGGUUCUGAACUCUUUAGCAUGACAAAUGCAGACUUUCAACAUCCUAAUAGUCCAAACUGUCACUCUGUUGUUGACAGCUGGCAAUGUUGUGAAUGAUGUACCAGCGUGAUAUUGUACACUAUUAGCAGCACUCGAUUGCAGGUGCGAAUUGCAUACUUAGCUAGCAGAUAAUUAAUAGAUCAGUUUUGGAAGCUGAAAUUUACAGGUUAGAUUUAUCAUCUGUAUCUAGUGACAUCUGCAAAAAAACUUAACCUAUUCAGGUUGGUCUUUAAGCUUGAUUAAAGGCUGCAAGAAGAAUUCUUGGCUGAUAUAGUUUUGUGGACAUGAAUUGCAUUUAAGUUCCAUGACUAAGUUUUGUUUACUCACUUGUUACUUUCAAACAUUCCUUAUGUCUGAAAGGCAUAAACGACUUAAUAAGCGCCAAAUUUUGUAGAAUAGGGCAAUUGAGAUUAAAAUCUUUAUGGUGAAUAGUCUACCUUCUUAGAUUCUGUUUACAUGAAUCACAUUGCUGUUUAACCCCCAACUUUCUUUGAUACAGAUAAAUGGCUACCAUUAUCAAGUUGUUUGAUUUUUAAAAUGUUUAGAAGAAAGUGAAUGUAUUCACAUCUAGAAUUUGAUCAGCUAUGGGCAGUUCAGCCUUUAGACGUGCAAAUGUAUACAGAUGUGCCUGUAGUCUUGUGCCAGUUUUGAGACUUGAUGGAUCACCUGAACAAAGUGAGCAAUCCAUGAAAACUGUUCUAGGUUAUGACUUAAUGUACUUGUGUGUAAUGAUUUUUGCAUUUUUUAUUGAAUUUUUUAUUAAUGCAUUUGUACUUAUGCUAAUCUUUGCCUUUGUAAAAGUAAUUGAAGAGUUUACAUUACUUGAAAAUUUCAUAAAAUUACUUUAUUGAAAGGCAAGAACUUUUACACCAAUGAUACUCAUACUGAACACUUUGAUGCAACCAUGUUUGAUUAACCUUACAAAAUAAUCCUCAUCUUAAGUCCUAUUCCAUUAAUGUUUAAUCAAACAUUAUUUAAAACUGUCAACCCAACAUCUAAUCUCUUUGUACACAGACAGACAACCAAUUAUUCAGUUCAGUUUUAAAGAAGAAAAGAAUACAAUGACUUUAUAAAUUAGUUGCAACACCCACAAAACAUACAGUAUAUCUGUUGUCCCAAAAUGAUGAAUGAAUCAGUCAUUGUUUAACUGAAUCAUACGCUGUUACUGGAACAUCUAAGCUUUUGCCAGAUAGAACAUGAAUAGAUGGCUAACAGAGAAGGAAAUUGGUGGUGUGGGGAAUAGGAGAGAAGGAAUGCUGAACAUUGUUGGAAUGCAGGUUUUUCAAACAUUUAUCUGCUGUUGUGUUUAUUUGUGAAAGGACGUUUGACCCACGGGGUCCGGUGGCGUAACAGUUAGCGCCUGUCACCAAUACAGUGAAGGUUGUCUGUCCUGGGUUCAGCUCUUGUCUCGGGCACGCUGUUCUUUCUCUGCAAGGGGCAUUCAUUUACAGGGCUGGCUGCCUUGCCGUGAUAUACAUGUAGCCUUAGUUGCUGGCUUGGCAUAAAACACUUAUUCCUUCCCCCCCCCCCACUUUCCCCAACCCACAUUUUGAUGGUGCAUUCAUUGUCAGAUUUUAAAACUUUUGUUGAAGCAGUGAGGAAUAUGCCAUUUGUCAAGGGACCUGCAUCAACAUUGCAGUUAAGGUCCUAAUUUUUUUGUGGUUCAUGUGGAUAAGAGUGAUAAGUCUUCAGUGGCUCAUUUUUAUGCAUUGAUGAACAGAUGGAAGACUGACUUAUUACAAAACUGUUUAAUUAAUGCAAUAUGAAUGUUUAAGUCUAAAGUAUGAUUGUACUGCACUAUCACCCUGAUUCUAAAUGCCAAGGUAAAAUGUGAAUGUACAUUGUCAGCUGCUGAUGAUUUAAAAAAGCAACAUUUUUUUUGGUAUUAUGUCAUUUCACAUGUUGUGAAGUAAUUACUACCUCCAUUUGCAUUUUUUUUUUGGUGGGUAGUGGAAAGAGAAAAUGGUAAGCUAGCUGAAUAUGCUUUAUACAAAUAAUUCUUGCAGUAUAUGGCUCUUGUUUAAUAAUUAGUCAUUAAGUAAAAUCAGAGAAUAUUAAUGCUAAUGCUUGUUUUUGAAGUCAAAAGUAGUUUUAUAGGUGUUUUGCUGUAUUAAUUUCUGACAUUAACAGGCGUCAGAACUUCACUAUUCAGAGUGUUUGGUGAUUGGAAUAAGCAGCUAAGGUUUACAUCAUCAUCAUCAUCACUUUCUGCUUUUUAAACGAACUGAGUGCUAUCAUGGCUUUAGCAGAAUACUUUGUGAAUGUGUGCCUUGUGUUGGAAAGUGUUUGUAUGUGGGGAGAAUUCCUAUUUUGUGAGCUUUGGGGAGGACCUAUUGUUGUGCAAACAGGUCGGUGGUAUGUAUCCCAAAUUGGUUUGCAGAGAGUGGCUCAUAACUGAGAUGAUGUUGCCAAACAUUGGAAAGCAUUAUUCACAAAAAGCAUCUUUUGCAAAAAUAGACAAAUGUAUGUCCAAUGUAAUGCUAACAAAACUCACCAUAGACAUUUCUUAGUCUUUAUGUUGGUAAAAGAUUUUUCACUGUAAAGUUUACUUUCUUGUAUGCAUGCUUUAUAUGCUCGAUGUUUUGUAGCAUCAAGUACAUAGAGAUAUAUGUAGAAGGCAGUAUUAUUGUAUGUUACUUUGGUUGUGAUUCUUUGAUUGCCUAGCUUUUAGGUACUCCAAAAUGUCUUAAUUGUUGAGGAUGUCUUACAAAAUAACCAUUGAUUUGUGAUUGCUUUACAUCUGCCGGUGCAGGAAUAUGCAGCUGUUGUAUGUUUUUUUUAAACAUUUCAAUGCUUGCUUCUUAAAUGUUUUUGCAGCAGAAUUACAAUUCAGUGAACUUGCAUAAUCAAAAUGAAGUAAACUUUGCAUACCUAAAUCUUUAGAGUGGCUUUAAGGUUUCACAACAAAUGAAUAAAUGAAUGACUCAUGCCAGUUUGACACACCAAAGUCAGGCAAUGUGUUGCCCCGGAGAUGUGGUCGAAGGCAUGCAGAAAAACUAUGGAUUAAGUCAAAAACAAAGAAGACCAACAUAGCAUACAAGUAAAUUGUGUGACAUGAAAGCACUCAUUUUCUGUCAAAAUGUUAAUUCUUUGACAGGCCUUGCCUCAGGCCCUGCAUAAAGCCUCUGGUGGUAAUCAAAGAAGAUAUAUGCUAAUAUGUUUAUACUAGAAUUUUUGAUUUGUUUAUGCAACUGCACAAGAUGGCAGCAUGUAUCAUAAUUAUCUAAGAUUUCAUAAUGAUCCUCUAUCAACAUUGCUUGUGAUCUGCUUCUUCAGUCAUAGCAGCUAUGACAUUUUGCUGUCUCAGAGGACAUUCCAGGCAUCGCCUUUGCUUCUAGUCAAGGUUUUGUUUAUGUCUGUGAUUUGUUCUUAAUUGUUUCUCCUUGGUCACCAUCAGGUUGCAGGUUCUGUCUACAUUAACAGAUUUUUGUGAAAAAAAGUCUGUGGGAGCUUUAUGAGGGGGAUUUCAACUAUUGUCUUCUUUAUUGACUACCCUCAUGUUUAAAUAAGAUCAAAAGCAGUAUUUUAAAAAUGACAGUCUUUCAGAAGUGCAUAUUUGGGACAGUAUGUCUCGUGUUGUUCUGUGACCUCCAUGUUAUUUUUCACCAUGAUCGUCGCUGUCUUCUCAGUUUUCCUUUAGAAACAGGUCUAUGGAUUCCUCUUCAGAAAUGGAAAGAUCAGGAUUUUUUUUCUUUCUUUCUUGAUGCGUAACCCUGACAAUGGUCUAAUUGGUGUCUUUAGAUAUACGUCUUCUUGCUUCUUAAAAUGAUUGGUCCUAGAAAGUUACCCUUUAAAAAAGAAAAUCAGGAUUUAGUCUCACUGACUUUAGUUUCAGAGACUGAUUCAUAUAGCUCCACUUCAUUCAUAUAAAUAUAUCUUUUUUUAAUGCUAGCAGCAACAAACCCCUCAAGUUGCAAUGAAAUGUUUUAGUGUUCCUUUGUCAUAAUCCUGAAGCAUUUUAAACACAGUGUAGAUGCUCUUAAAUAGCAGCACCACCCUUUGGAAACAGUAUAUUGUUCAUUUCAUGUACUUUUAAGAUGUGGAUGUCACAGCUUAGUAGUUAUUCUUCUAAGACUUGUUACAGUGUGAAGUAAUAUGGGCAUGGAAAUGUGCAUUUUUCAGCCACGCAGGUUGUGACAUUUGUAAUGGCAGCAGCUUGUACAAUCAUCUUUUUACCAACUCUUGUCACAUGUUGCAAAAGCCAUCAGCAGCAGGCACUUGUACGCAGCCUUUGCGUGUGAGGUGGAGAAUGGGUGGAUAAGCAGGAAGUGUAACAGCUUACAGGCAAAAAGCCUUACAAAUGCAUUUCUUACCUUUUGUUAAAGGUAAAUAUGAUUGUGGGUUAUAAUAGCCUCUCCCCAUUUCAUACUUUUAGUUAGAAAAGAUUUUUUUUUUUUUUUGCUGCAUCCCCUGAAAACCCUUCAGACCUGAAGAAGUUUCCUUGACAAAAAAAUUAGCUUGUACCUUUACAGUAAGUUAAUGGUUAUUUUUAUUGAAGCUUAUGGCAUUUUGUUUGGUAACAGAGAUGAAAGGGAAAAUCAUUACCCAGUAAACAUUAAUAUGCAAACUUUUAAA